Leptosia nina is the source of this 4281-nucleotide messenger RNA. The record is from the annotation of a GenBank genome assembly. Lineage: Eukaryota; Metazoa; Arthropoda; Insecta; Lepidoptera; Pieridae.
AUGGUUCAAGAUAUAAUUUACACAAAAGUGUUAAAACAUUUUGAAUCUAAACACGAUGCUGAGUGCUCGGAAACUGAAGAUGCUCAGAUACGGCUUGCACCUCAUGUGCAAGCCUACUUAGCACAUAAUAACUCAACAACAAACUGUUGUGGCUUUGCAAUACCUAUAGCUUUUGAAAGAGCAGCCCCUGGCACUUGGUGGAACCCUAGAUUUGACUCUGAAAUACUAGAGGGACAAUAUAGAAGCAGCUCAUUUAGACAGAUUAGAUUACGAUUUCGAUUUGCACUAUUAUACAUUUUAAUAUUUUCUAUAUCAUGGUUCAUUUACUUUGUGGUCCUUGGCUUAAAUGGUGUAACAGUGAAAUGGCCAUUUUUAUGUUCGAUAUUUGCGGGAGUAUUAUUAAUUACAUCUGUGAUGCUAUUUCUUACUUUUACGGAAGUUUACAAAGUGCACACAUUCAGAUUGUCACUAGUAAUGGCACUUGCUAUGUGUACCUUGAGUCUGUCUUUAAUUGCCCUGACAACUCAAACGGAUUCAAGCUCACCUCUAGUUGCAGAUAUAAGCCAAUCUGGACACUUUACCAUGUGUAUUGAAAUACUUUUAAUUAUAUACACUUUAACUCCACUACCACUGUUUGCAUGUGUUUCAAUAGGAAUACUAUAUUCCAUAGCUUUUGAAACUCUGAAUGUGUUUUUACAUUUAUCGGAACAAGAAUGGCAGUACCCGGGAAUGUUGGUCAGAAUUCUAUUGCAUUUUUGUGUCCAUAUAAUUGGUGUACAUAUUUAUCUCAUGACUUUUGUGAGAAUGAGGGGUACUUUUAUGAAGGUCGGUCAAAGUUUGCUAGUCAGGAGGCAGCUAGAGAUGGAGAAGCAGCUAAAGGAGAAAAUGAUUCAUUCGGUCAUGCCGCCGAAACUUGCCAGUUGGUUAAUGGAGGAACAAGUCACAGAUACGGAGAUGAUAUCUAAGAGUCACGAUCCACUUCAGCCGAGAUCGUCGAACCCUGGAGCGUCUGAUAUCAAAUCAUUGUUUAGGCCUUUCAACAUGAGUUCAAUGGACAAUGUCAGUAUUUUGUUUGCUGAUAUUGUGGGGUUUACCAAGAUGUCGAGUAACAAGGGCGCCGAGGAAUUGGUUAAUAUAUUGAAUGAUUUGUUCGAGAAAUUCGACGAGCUGUGUAUUAUACAUGGGUGUGAAAAGAUUUCCACACUCGGCGAUUGCUAUUACUGCGUGUCUGGUUGUCCUGAACCGAGGCCAGAUCACGCGACCUGUUGUGUGGAGAUGGGGCUAGGUAUGAUUGAAGCCAUCCAGGAAUUUGAUAGAGAGAAGGGUGAAGGGGUCAAUAUGAGAGUGGGAGUCCACACCGGGACGGUGUUAUGCGGGAUAGUCGGGACGAGGCGGUUUAAGUUUGACGUCUGGAGCAAUGACGUCACGCUUGCCAACAAAAUGGAGUCGACUGGUAAGCCGGGACGUGUUCACAUUUCCGAAGAGACCAGCAAGUUCCUCGGCGGUUCUUAUGUGUUGGAAGAGGGGGAAGAAGUUUUCGGUCAUAAAACUUACUUCAUUGAAGGACGGCAGCUCAGCUCUCCAUACGACCACGAGAACUGCCUUACCCCUAACCCUGUGAACUUGCGUCUCAUCAUAUCCCCUGCAGCUUCACCCCAAUCGGCGCUUUCCAUCAGUCAUUCGGCCUUACCGAUAUCAGCAAAGACGAGUGAUGCGUCCAGCGAUGAUAAGCCGAGGCCCGAUGCGAAGUACUCCAACAAUUUCCUAUCACCGAGCCCGUUUAGUUUUCGUAAUAAAGCUAGUUCCCUUCCAAGCAUAUUGGAUUCAGACACUGAAUUAGAUGAUAAACGGGAGAAGAGGUUCCAUAAUGGCAACGACACGUCAUCUAAAAGUCCCACUUCAAUUGGAAGCUACGGCAAGUACACGAACAAAAUAAAACAGUGGAAGGUACCAAAGUUUCUGAGAAAACACUCGGAUACGCCGCUGCACGAAAUUAAAAAGCAGAACUUUAGUGAUAAAACGAUACAUUUAGUGGAGAGUGGGGAUGGCGUACAGUGCAAUAAUGGUUACCAUAAGGUACCGAUUGUGAUAGAAUCUCAUGAAGCAAAACGGCCCGUACAGAGCAGCAGUAAACUAAAUCGCACCCACGAGAUGGCGUUAUUCGAAAAGGAGAUAAUUGACAUUCGGUCAUAUUUGAGCCAGUCUAGAAGUAAUAUGUCACCGUUUGCGAGGAGUAGCAGUUAUAGAUCUCAGUAUGGGAGGCCUAAUGUGGAGCAAGUACCUGUAAGUCGGGCGCGCAGCUCUACAUUGGCGACUCAAGGAGAACUGAUACGGCCAAAGGACCGAAAGUUAGCUUUACCUGUACCCAAUCCGCAUGUUAGACUACCUGAUGACAUUGUCAGUCUUUGUCCUUCGGUCAACAGCCGCAAAGAUUCUGGUAUAAGGAGUACAAGUAGACGAUCAAGUAUACAACAACAGAUUUUCGUGUUGAACCACGUUUCGUUGGCAACGUCCCAAGUCGAUAUAAUGCAGCAGAGAGUAUCUGGGUAUUAUACGUCGAGUCAGUCAUCCCUCGAUGUACCGUCUAGGACGAAAUUGCCUCCACCCUUGAACGACGAACAGGUUCAGUCUCUACAGAAACUGAGGAAACAGUCUGAUCUCCAGUUAAUAAGAUGCGUUCAAGACAACGCUAGGUCCGGCAUUAAUUAUUUUGUCCAGCCACCCUUGAACAAACUCACUCUCUUCUUCAAAACGAAAGAUAUAGAGAGGCAUUAUCGAGACAAGGCACACAGGAGCGAUGAUAGCGAAGAUUUCCCCCCCACUUUGACGACAUCGCGUUUCAACACUGCUUUGGAUAUACUAGUGUCCUCAAUUAUAUUUCUUAUAGUCGCAGCUUCCAUAUUGAUCGUGUAUAAGGAAUGGCGGUAUUCUAUUGGAUGGUUUAUUGCGUUUGUAAUUAUCGAAGUCGUAGCAAUGUCACUCUGUGUGUACAGACACUACCUGAAAUGGCGGACGAAAACGGACCCUGCAGAAAUAACUCACACGCUGAGACGGUCCGUUCGAGUAUUUAGGAAAUUGUCAAAUUGGUAUCCGUGGCAUUUGACGGGUAGUCUGCUAAUCAGCCUACCGAUUCUAGCGGUGUUAUUAAACUUCUCUUGUCAAAAUACCACCCUGACUAUACUGAGCGGGAAACAAUCCUUCUACGUGUACCUCCUGAACGUGUGUAUCGUACAUUUCUGUAAUUUUACGCAGAUGAGUUGGCUCGUGAAGAACGCUUUAGUGACUAUUUAUGCGGGUUUGUUCCUCUUCCUAGCCCUGUUGGGAUGUCGAGAAGUCAAUACUCAGUUUUUGGACUCUAUUGAUAUUAUUUCAAGUGUUGCUCAAAAUAGUACAAAUAUCACGGACAUUCUGUUAGACGAUAUAUUAACGAGCAACAGCACAAACGUCGUCAACGUUGAACACGGGAUGCAUUUGAAAGAGCUUUAUUUGGACAUCGCGUUGUUGUUAAUUUUAGUCUGGUUCUUGAAUAGGGAAUUUGAAAUAAGCUACCGGCUCAGCUUCUACAGCAACGUGGUCGCGAACCGAGACAAACAAAAAGUCCAGACGAUGAGGAACCAGGCGGAUUGGUUGUUGCACAACAUAAUACCGAGGCACGUCGCAGAUCAAUUGAAAAACACAGCCAAAUAUUCUGAAAACCACAAAGACGUCGGGAUUAUAUUUGCGAGCAUAGUUAACUUCAACGAAAUGUAUGAUGAGUCGUAUUUGAAAGGGAAGGAGUAUUUACGCGUCCUCAACGAGCUCAUAGCCGACUUCGAUGAACUCUUGGAGAGGCCAGAGUUCCAGCACGUGGAAAAGAUUAAGACGAUAGGUAGCACCUUCAUGGCGGCUAGCGGUCUCAACCCGGACUUAAGGCACUCCUUGCGAAUGCCCCACGAGCAUCUUCACCAAUUGAUGGACUUCGCCCUGGAGAUGCAGAAGGUCGUCGACAACUUUAACCAGGAUUUACUCGAGUUCGAUUUUAUUCUCCGCAUUGGAUAUAACUUCGGUGACGUCACUGCGGGUGUUAUAGGCACGACUAAGUUGUAUUAUGAUAUUUGGGGGGACGCGGUGAAUAUUGCGUCCCGGAUGGAUUCGACGGGCGUCCCUAAAAGGAUUCAGGUGGGCGAGGCGUGCUUGCCCGCUCUCGCAACCCGGUACGAGUUCGAACCGCGCGGGAGCGUGUACGUCAAGGGAAAAGACAAUAUGGACGUCUACCUUGUCAUCGGUAAGAAGGAUACGUAG